Molecule: messenger RNA, 2884 nt
Organism: Delphinapterus leucas (beluga whale)
Lineage: Eukaryota; Metazoa; Chordata; Mammalia; Artiodactyla; Monodontidae
Gene: TMEM218
Product: transmembrane protein 218
Source: RefSeq, a predicted model, not a curated record
GGGAAUUUGGGAGUUGAAAGAGCGGCGCUGAUUAGCGAAUCCGGAAUUGCCUGGAUGAAAGCCCACUUGUGAUUCGCCCUGAGUAGACCAAAUCCCCUGUGGGCUGAAACAGGCCGGACUGAGAGGUGAAACCCAGGAGCGCACGGAAGCCUGGCGGUACCCACACACCAGGGACAGACAGCUCAUCGGGCCGGGGGGUCCAGGCCUGCAGCUCUCAGCUGCCCCCCCCCCUGCAUGGCUGGCACCGUGCUGGGCGUGGGGGCUGGCGUGUUCAUCCUCGCCCUGCUCUGGGUGUCAGUGCUGCUGCUGUGUCUGCUGCUAUCCAGAGCCUCAGGUAUAGCUAGGUUCUCCGUCAUUUUCGUGUUCCUCGGUGCUCUGACUAUCACUGCGGUUCUGUUGCUCUUCCCCCGAGCCAGUGAAUUCCCAGCCCCUGAGGCUGAGAUGAAGAUUGUAGAUGCCUUUUUCAUUGGCCGCUAUGUCCUGCUGGCUUUCAUCACUCUUGUCUUCCUUGGGAGCCUUUUCUUGGUUCUAAUCCAUCACAUCGUGGAGCCAAUCUAUGCCAAACCACUGCGGUCCCACUGAGCCAUCUUCAGGAAAACCAAGACCCUGUUCCUUCCCUCGCUUUGAUGUCAUUGAUGAGCAGAAAGGUAUUGUUUGGAGUCUUGUUUUGACAGCCUUCCUGCCUAAAGAUCGGAGGAUCAUCUCUUCAUCACUAAGACAAAUCCCUUGAGUCCUGGCUUCCAGAAACAGGGUUGCAAAAUUGCCCCUGGGGAGAGAUUCUCACCAGCUUAAGAGGGAUAUUGCCAUCUUCUUAGCACCUGUACCUCAGAUUUUCCAUCUCUUUUGAAAAGGAAAUAGCAACAGGGAUCUGCUUAGAGUAGGUUUUCAAUGAAGACUUCAGUAAAUGAAUUUUGGGAAAAGGGGCACUUUGGCUUCUGCUGUCAAAUCGACGGAAGAACUUGGUCCUUUUUGAUACUAUGAAAAAUUGUUAGUUACGAGGUCAAGAUCAUUUGGGAAAGAAAGACAAUCAAAGUUCAAAAGGUUAUUUCAGUGUAAUGACCUGGAGACGUAUCCAGGCCCCGGUUAUCACCGGGCUCCACAGAGGCCACGGUGUCGCUUCCCGCUGCUCCAAGAAAGCAAGCAACAGCAGCUAAAGGACUGGCUUUCACCUCGAACUCCUGGCCACAGCCUUCUAAACCUCGCAUUGCUAUAUUUCAGGUUUACUCGGGGAUUAGAGGCGGGGUAUGGAAAUGCCAGUUGUGUGUCCUGCUGCUCUGUCUCUCUGGAUUCUUUUGCUUCCAGGGUUUGGUGGCCUUUGUCGCCUUAUUUGGUUACCAUAAGAGUCCACUUGGGGUUACUGUCAUCUCUUUCAUCUUCGUAGCUCUUUCUCCAAAGCUGGUGAGGAAUGUAUAUGCCCAGGCUUAGGUAUAACUUUAUACCUAAGCCCCCAGACCAAGUGAAAUUUGUUAGUAACUAGAGGGGCUCUAGGCUGGUUCCAUUUUGGAAGUCUUAUCCUGGCUCCCUAGAGCUAUUUGAAGAAGGACUUUCUGGCUUAAAAUUAAGAACCAGAAAACGAGCUGGAAUAAGAACUUGAUUGAGUGCCUGCUAUAAUGCCAGUAGCACACUAAUCUUUUUUUUUUUUUUUUUUUAACACAGAUGUAAAUGACAGGCUUGUGUGUUAAGGGCAAAAAUAUGCUUCGUACAAAGCGUAUUUUAGUUUAGCCUGCCUUCUGUAGAUCCUGUAACUACCAGCAGUGGUGACAUGAAUGAUGGGUCACCUUCUACCUUCAUACGCCACGAAGUCAUGUCCAACCCUGAAAACAACCCUCACAGGGUUGGGAUAAGAAGUAGAAGUCUGGGAGGACAAAAUGAAUUUCACUGAGUUCUACAUGGGGGACCCCGAUAAUCAGUGGCUAAUAUGGCACCCCUUGUGCUCACGGCCUUCCUGGGGACAGGGCUUAGAGGGCAUCCUUUAAAUACAAACAAAUCAUCUCAGGGCCCCAUUCAUCCUUCUUUGAUCAAUGGCCUUAGCACAGGUGGUGCCACCCAGAGGGGAUCCCGUGGCAAAGAGACUGUGGUGAUCCCACUGUCUGGAAGUGGGGGAGGGAGAGUGAAUCAGGGCUUCCAUAUAAGAAGACAGGUUAUUUCACAGCCUCUUAAAAUUGCAUCCUGACGAAAACCACAUGAGCAGGACGCCACAACGUUCACAGCGGAGUCGUUUCUCUGAUCCACUAGGUGGCGCUGUCGCGAGCCGGCAGAACACACUUCGUAAUUUUUUUGACAAGUUCCUUUUAUUUCUCACUGGUAAAACAGAAGUAAAGCUAACAUUCUUUCCUGAUGCAUGGUAUCGGAUAUUUAAUCUAAGAAUUCAUCAGAAUUAUUGUACGCUGUUCAGUUGCUAGGGAAUGCACUGCCAUUCAUGCAUGCUGCACACAGCAGGUGUCGGCACUCACUCAGCAUUGACUGUGCUCCCACUGAGUGUGAAGCACGGUCCUGGUGGAGUAAAUCCAUCCCAGAAUGAGGCUCUGAGGCAUCCAGGCUGUCUUCCUCACUCCAUCCUGGGAUGAAGGGAUCCAAAUCACUUUUAAAUGUUUUUAUUCUAACAUAAAGUAAUCCAUUUCUUGAUCUGUUCUCUAAGACAUCAACUUUUCUGUCAGCUCUAUCCUGUUGCUGCUGCAGUUGAAGGGUUUUGUUUUGCUUUGAUUUUUAUUCAUGUGUAAAGAAACCUGCUGCAAUUAUUUCACAGAUGAGAGACAGGCAGAGAGAUACAGGGGUUUAAAAAGUUGCCCAGGGGCUUCCCUGGUGGCGCAGUGGUUAAGAAGAAUCCGCCUGCCAAUUCAGGGGACACGGCUUCGAGCCCUGGUCCGGGAAGAUCCCACGUGCC